CCAUCUCUCCAUCGCCAUCGUGGUUAUCUCCAUCCAUCCAUCCGCUGCGUCUUCGCUCCAGAAGCCACCCCCCUUUGAUCCCGCCGCUCACCCUGGCGGCGCAAUGAGCAGUAAGCGGCCGCGAGAGGAUCCCUAUUUGCUGCCCGAGCUCGACAGGCCACUCUGGUACAUCUCGCCUGGCGACAUCGUCCGUCGCUCGUCGCGCCCAUACGACAGCUGGCGCUUCGGCGAUGUCUUCACCGGCAUAGUCGGCAACGUCCAAGUCUCCAUCCAGCAGCUUGAGACAACACCGAGCGACCGGGAACUGGUCGAGCUUCUCAACAAUAUCGACGCCUGGCACAAGCUGAGCCAUCCAAACGUCCUUGAGCUCCUCGGCGCCUGCGGCCAGGACAUCGACGGCACGCCGAUUCGCCCCUUCUUCGUCUCGCCGCUCCUGCCCAUGGGCAAUCUACGGAACUACGUCUCGGAGAACAGCCUUCAGAUCCAACACAAGCUCGCUCUUCUCUACCAAGUGGCCUCGGGCAUGGCCUAUCUCCACGGCAGAAAUGUCAUCCACGGCGACCUCAGGGCCCUCAACAUUCUCAUGCGCAGACCCUACUCCAUCGUCAUCUCCGACUUUGACAUUGCCGGCACAUCCCAUUCCUCGUCUUCGCUCAAGCGCAACAAAGCUAGUCCAUUCUACAGGGGCACACCUGGCUACAUGGCACCCGAGAUGCAGGACGACGAAAGCCCCUGCGGCCUCUCCGGGCCCACAAAGAGUACAGAUGUCUUUGCCUUUGCCAUCACCGUAUGUGAGGUGCUCAAAAACGCAGAUCCCGUCUGGGUCACCUCCACCAACGAGCCCCUGCGUGAAAUCGUCGUCACCUUGCAGAUCAUCCGAGGCAGGCGGCCGAGACGAUUUGGCGGUGUCCCUGCCGACAUCUGGUCUGUCAUCGAACGCUGCUGGCAGCAAGAGCCCGCUCAACGACCCUCAUUCCCCGAUAUCCUUAUGCUCCUCGACGACUAUCGUGACCCCGCUGACGAUGCUCUCCUGGUGACCGCCAUCGAUGCGCUUGAGUUUGAGCUGUCCUGAGCUCCGUUCAGUUCAUGGUGAAUGAUCCCAUUGUGCGAGGCUCUCGCUGUGUUGUCCUCCCCGAACUGUCCUCGCUGGCACCGACAUGGAUAGCAUGUGGCUCUCAACAUCGACAUGCCACGGUCCGGGGAUGGGGCAAUACGAACUGUCCAGCCGGUCGAUUGCAUGACCGAUGCUCGCUGUGUGCUGACACCAGAAUAUCUUUGUAUGUAUAUAUCCAAUAUGAUACCGUGAGACUCACUGCAGUUGCUGCCAUUUACACCCAGACCAUCCUCAGUCUCUACAAAACAAACUUGGACGCCUUACAUCAAAGUCUUCCUCUCAACCACCUGAGACACACCCUGCCUCUGACACAUCCCCAAACACAUUCUCAUUUCCACAACCAACACACGGCGUCUGUCAAGUUGGUUGUGACUGGCUGUGCGGCAUGUUUGCGUCGCUCCUCGAUAC
Molecule: messenger RNA, 1522 nt
Organism: Polychytrium aggregatum
Lineage: Eukaryota; Fungi; Chytridiomycota; Chytridiomycetes; Polychytriales
Product: kinase-like domain-containing protein
Exons: 1
Coding region: 104-1072 (322 amino acids)
Biological process (GO): protein phosphorylation
Molecular function (GO): ATP binding; protein kinase activity
Source: RefSeq, a predicted model, not a curated record